AUGGUCAUGGACGCGAUGCUGAAAUCGCGCCCCAUCUCGCACGACCUGACACAGCGUGCAGUUAAUAAGCUUAUCGAGGUCGGGUAUCAUGAUAUACGGAAAUUAGGGGAGAGCAGCUGGGAGGAGAGAACAAUGGUUCUCAAGGAUGGGGGAUAUAAUCGCUAUCGGGAGCAAGGUGCAACGAAUCUAGGCGAUUUGGCAGAGUUCGUCAAUGAGAAGUACGAUGGUGAUCUUAACAAUCUCCUGAAGAAAGCCCAUAACGACCGAGACGAAACGAGAAAGUUGAUCAAGGAGAUCAAAGGACUAGGCGACCUGGGCGUAGAUCUCUUUUUUAACAAUGCCCAGGCUGUGUGGCCUUCCCUUGCACCUUUCAUUGAUGGGCGCAGUUUGGAAACUGCUGAUAACGUCGGUCUUGGUACGGAUUUGGACGCUAUCUACGCCGAUUUAGGACGCGACUCCAUGAACAUGAGCCGACUAGCCAAUGGAUUUCGAAUUGUUAACAUCGCCGUCGGUGUGUUGAUGGUUCUCGGUGGUAUCUCGCAGUUCUUCCCUCCGUCUAUGAGCUCCAUCAUCGUCGGCAUCUACGUGAUUCUGUUUGGUCUCAUUGUCGGUGGAUUGGAAUUCCUGCCCAACGUUCCCGAUUACGUUUACCGCUACGCGUCCUUCCUCUUCUCUUUCCUGGGACGUGGUGCUUUCUACAUCUUCGUUGGAUCUAUCCUGCUGCACGAUGGCGUUUUGCGGUACAUUGCCGGCUCCAUCAUCGGAUUCAUCGGCCUGGGCUACCUUGCCCUGGAGUUCAUUCCCUCCAUCGAGCCCCCUUCCAACAUGCGUGAGAACGACCAGGGUUGGGGCGCCGAGCAGGUCUAAACGCGGUGUAAAAACUGUUCUUCGUUAACGGAGUGAUGGUGUAUGACGCAUAAUCCUUUGUGUUCUCAGAGUUGGUUAUCGUCUGCGAUCCCUCUCGCUGACAAGUACAACAAGACACCGUGGCUGCAAACGAGGCGUUCGAAGCACGAGUGAGAGUCAGGGAAAGCGAAAAUAACUCUUAUGCGAUGUUUGAUGAUCGACGAGCGCGAUGAUUGAUUCUCAGCGAUGAUUCAAGUGAUGGUGGUUGCAAAGACAAAACGAUCAGGUUUGGGCCGGGUUUUCCGGCCAGAAGAUGACACCGAAUCAUUCUACAUCACGUUAUCUUUUUUCUCUUUUCUCAAAUGGUGGAUGUUUGCAUUGGAGAAUUUUAAAGGCCUAGGCUGUCCUGUGGGGCCAGUGGUCCGUUCGUACCGGAUGGCGCUGUUUCAUGCCCAUUAGUUUUGUAUAAUAAGUAGUAG
Aspergillus costaricaensis CBS 115574 is the source of this 1325-nucleotide messenger RNA. Its product is annotated as TVP15 family protein. Gene Ontology annotation, cellular component: Golgi membrane. The record is from RefSeq and is a predicted model, not a curated record. Gene Ontology annotation, biological process: vesicle-mediated transport; DNA repair. The coding region runs from base 1 to 867 and encodes 288 amino acids. Gene Ontology annotation, molecular function: catalytic activity. The transcript is spliced from 5 exons. NCBI's taxonomy places the organism in Eukaryota, Fungi, Ascomycota, Eurotiomycetes, Eurotiales, Aspergillaceae.